Molecule: messenger RNA, 4022 nt
Organism: Anoplopoma fimbria (sablefish)
Lineage: Eukaryota; Metazoa; Chordata; Actinopteri; Perciformes; Anoplopomatidae
Gene: rnf11b
Product: ring finger protein 11b
Exons: 3
Coding region: 414-878 (154 amino acids)
Source: RefSeq, a predicted model, not a curated record
CAGCAGAUGAGUAACUGGAAAGUCCGUGACAUCUAAGAGGGCUUCAGGAAAUCCGCGUUGAGGUUUGUGUCCUUUAAAAGGAAGGAUAUUAGCCAUUUCUUCGUCUCGCUUCCAGGUUGGAUACAACUUCCUGUCAGGUUGUCUCGGCCGUGAAAUUUAAGCAAAACCGAGUAGAUGCUCCCGAGUGCUAGCUCUUUGUGCAAGCUAGCUCUUUGUGUGGCUAACUGCUAAGCUAGCUGAGGUAACGCUAUGUUGUUGUUGUUGUUGUUGAGCUGAGCAGCCCUCCCGCCGUCUGGGAGAGCGGAUCCAUCAGCUGUGUAUGGAGAAACGCCUUCUCUCCUCUGCUGACAGCGUCCGUGAAGGUUAGCAAAGCGACAGCCGGAGAGGGGAGAGUUUGACCGAAGAGGGAGGAGAUGGGAAACUGUCUGAAAUCUCCCACCUCGGAUGAUAUUUCUCUGCUACAUGAAUCCCAGUCGGACCGGGCCAGCUACGGGGACGGUGCUGACCUCGACCAGGAGCCCCCGCCCCCAUAUCAGGAGCAAAUCCAUGUGCCUGUCUACCACCCAACACCCAGCCAAGCCCGACUGGCCACUCAGCUGACGGAGGAGGAGCAGGUUCGCAUCGCACAGCGAAUCGGACUCAUCCAGCACCUCCCGAAGGGCGUGUACGACCCGGGGCAGGAUGGGUCUGAGAAGAAGAUCAGAGAGUGCGUCAUCUGUAUGAUGGACUUUGUAUACAGGGACCCCAUCCGGUUCCUGCCCUGCAUGCACAUCUACCACAUGGACUGUAUAGACGACUGGCUGAUGAGAUCCUUCACCUGCCCCUCCUGCAUGGAGCCUGUGGACGCCGCGCUGCUUUCCUCCUACGAGACCAACUGACACACACACACGCAUGAAAGCACACACGUACAUACCCGCACACAUACACUGUAUAUGCCCAUAGACACCUGUGAACCAGAAUGGACACACACACACACACACACACACACACACACACACACACACACACACACACACACACACACACACACUCACAUACAAUAUGCAAACACAUAGACAUGCACACAACUUCCGACUUGCUAACCUGUAUCCUGGAUUAGUAAGGUGUUUAUAAAGCAGUGACGCUGUAAAAGAUUUAGGAUGAACUCUUGUGUGUGUGUGUGUGUGUGUGUGUGUGUGUGUGUAUAUGUGUGUGCUUGUGUGAGCUAGAAUGCCUGUGUGUAUGCGUGUGCCGCACAAGUUCCUCCGUUGGCCUGCUGGACAGGAUUGAUUUCAGGAGGACCGAACAGAGUGUUGGUGUUACUCACAAACCGGAAAGGGCUGGACCGAGCAGACCUGAGGAGCGUGACAGACUGGAACUGACAGUCGGGGAUGUGAGGGUACCAGUGUAAAGGGAAAGGAUGAUGGUUAACUGAUAUGAUUAACAAAUCCAACAUCUGCUUUUAUAUGCACGAAUACAAACAGCCCAUACACACACUUCCUUUAUUAACUUCCCAUCGUUGAUAUGAACAAUACAGAAGGAAGGACAGCUAACGCAGAUUGUGCUUGUUGGACUGCCGAAGCCUGAUUACUAUAACGCCACACUGCAGGACAAGUGGAAGGAAACGUCCCUUCUGCGAGCUGCUUGGACGUGUCUUCACACAGAUGCCUGAUGCAGAGUCAUAUCUGCUGCAAAAACUGCUACGGAUUGCGGAUGUGUAAUUUUUAAAGACUGCUAAACCUGGACAUCAGACUUGAUACUGCAAAUAGCAUAUAUAUAUAUAUAUAUAUAUAUAUAUAUAUAUAUAUAUAUAUAUAUAUAUAUAUAUAUAUAUAUAUAUAUAUAUAUAUAUAUAUAUAUAUAUUCUGCAGACAAACCACAGGCCUCCACUGGUCCACAGCACCUGGGCCUGGAGUUGUCUGUCUGUAUAGAGAAAUAGAAGAUGUGGUCGGUGGAUUGUUUGAUCGUCCCGUGGCUUUGUGAAAUCUGUUCCGUGUUUGUUUUGUCCGUUAGCAUAAGGGCUUUGACAAACCAGUGUUUACCAGCAACACUUAAGGCAAAAGAAGAAAAAACAGUUUGUGCUUGAGCCACUAAUGUGGUGGAUAGCUGGCCAACUGUUGCUGUCAAGCUAUCGACUCCUCGUGACUUUUCUCAAUCGCAGUGAGCGAUCAGAUUAUUGGCCAAAGCACAAGUUGACCGGUUAACAAACCGUUGAUACGAAUCAGUGGUGUUUGCACUUCUUAAUCAGACUUGUGACAAGAGAAGACCAUAUGCAUUCAGUGAUUAUGUCAAAGUGAGGUAUGUAAUUUGUUUUACCUACAUUCUCAGUACCAUUGCAAUGAUCUGUUAAUGAAAGCCACUCUCUUUGGACCAGGAGUGGAAAACGCACAUUAUUACUGGUGACCUUAACCAAACUACUGAAUUAAUUAAUUCCAAGUUUGGAGCCCCUGUUAUCGUCCAAAUCAUGUAAUUCUAGGGACAAAUCAAGAACAGAAUUAAAAACAUAAAGAAGUUUGGCUCAUUUGAAUGUGUUUGCAUACAUUCAAUGGCUUCGUUCAGCAUCCUGUCUUGUUGUAAACAACAACCAGAUCAUAAAACCAGAUCAAAGCAAACAUUCACAGGGGAAACGGUUGAACGCUUGCACCAUCAGAACACCGGUGACAGUUUGUGACAGUGAACAUGACUGAAGACGCUUACUUAUCUGAUGUGGUAUGAAUAAGCCUUUAUACAUUGCUGACGUGUUCUCACUUCAGAAAGCUUAUAUGUCUAUCCAUUUAUGUUUUUUCUUCAUUUAAUGAUCUCCUCGCCUCAUUUAAAAAUUUCUAUCGCCCCAAGUUUACUGUUAAAGCACAAAGAAAUACAAUUGUUCAGUUAUGCUGUCCUUCUCCCUGCUAACUUUAGCACACAGGUCAGCCGGCAGGACUUUGAAUUAUGCAGGAAAAAGGUAAAUAAUUUGAGCUCCCCCGGCGUAGUGGGUAUGAUACAGAUCCAACACAGUUUGUAAACAUGCCUUCAGUGAUCUGUGUAUGUGUGUGCGUACUUGCGUGUGUUUGUAUUAGGCUUCAUGACCUUUGUUAUGUGUGUUUAAGAAAGGUUGGGGGGGGGUUUGGCAGUCAGCACCUUAGUUUUUGCACAGUACUUUAAUCUACGUAACUCUUUAUGUGGUCCUCCAUCAGCAAGGUGGAGCUUCAUGGCCUUUGUUUCAAACGUAGGUAAAGGAUGGCAUCAGCUGCUAAAAAUGUGGAACAUGAAGGGUGAUACAGAGACAGUUUAGAUACAUGCCAUGUCAAGGACAUUUUUAUAAUCUCAUUGUCACAAAAUGAAUAAAUAAACUGUCCAAUCCAAACAGCACAAUAAACAGUAUCGUGGUGUUUGGAUCGGAUUUCUGUUCCAUGACUAAGCUCUUAGUUCCUACUUCUUUCAUAUAUCAGAUGACAGUUUGGCAACAAAAGCAUUUUUGAAGUGUAUGCAAUUUUCUUUGCUUUUUUUUUAACAGAAGAAAUCUGGACCUUAUCAUAGCUGGCUGGAACUGGAAAUGCGUCAUGCAUUCCAGGCAUUUUGGGUGAUAAACAAAAACCGUGUCAUGAAAUUAUUUGCCAUAGCUCCUUAAAUUCAUCAAGACUCAUUUAAUAAAAAGAAUCCUCACGGGUGAAGACUUGCACUCUUACGAAACCACAUGCACAUGCAAUACUGUGGAACUUGGUGGAGAUGCUUCUUUUCAGUAACUGUCCUCCACUAAAAAGGAAGCAGCUGCCCAAAAUGUUUCUCAAUCACGAGCCACUGAGAGCUUUGGUCCAGACUUUGACUCUCGGAACAGAUUUGUUUGUUGGAAAAUGUCCACACUUAAAGGAAUGAUAAGUGCUGUUUUGGGGUGGAUUUUCUGCUUUUAAGUACAGGAUUGAACAAGGAGGUUUGCUCAUAUGUGAGUGGGGUAUGUGUUGUAUGUUUGUGUACGGAUGCUUGUUAGACCUUUCCUUGUUUGUAAGCAUAAAUAUGAAUAUGCUAUGUACUACAGGCAAAUAAUAAAUAGACAUUGCAACAGA